AUCCGCAAACUGGAAGCUUUUGGAACCGAAAUCAAAAAUCAGUUUUUGACCAUUUCUGGAAUACUGGGCCCAUUCCACAAACACAAUAUAUUGUGUGAUCCCAAACAGAACCUGGGAAGAUUGGCACAAAUUAACCUGAAGUAAGUGUUGAAUCAUUUCUUCAAAAUUUAACAAAUGGCUCAUCGAGGCUCUCGCCCAAAUCCAGCUUUGUCAAAAGGUGUUGUUUUCCGCAACCCACUAAAUAUCAGUCCGCAGUUUGACACUCAGCAAGGAAGAGAUGUAGAGGAGGCUGAAGAGGAAGAUGAGGAGGUGGAGUUAGCUGAGGAGGUAGGGGAGGAUGUUUUAAUGAUGGAAGAAGCGGGAGAGGCACAAGAAGCAGAAGAAGAAGAAGAAGAAGAAGAAGAAGACGACGAAGAUGAUUAUGAUUAUGAUGAUGAGAAGCAGAAGAAGAAGAAGAAGAAGUAGAGAGCAGAGAGGACAGGAGGAUUAUCCCAGUGGCCCUGUUAUCAAACGGAGUAGGGAGAGAGAGGGAUGAAGGAGCAGAAAGCCUGGAGGAAA
Labrus bergylta (ballan wrasse) is the source of this 558-nucleotide messenger RNA. NCBI's taxonomy places the organism in Eukaryota, Metazoa, Chordata, Actinopteri, Labriformes, Labridae. The record is from RefSeq and is a predicted model, not a curated record.